Pecten maximus is the source of this 2233-nucleotide messenger RNA. Its product is annotated as 60 kDa SS-A/Ro ribonucleoprotein-like. Lineage: Eukaryota; Metazoa; Mollusca; Bivalvia; Pectinida; Pectinidae. Gene Ontology annotation, molecular function: RNA binding. The record is from RefSeq and is a predicted model, not a curated record. Gene Ontology annotation, cellular component: ribonucleoprotein complex. The transcript is spliced from 2 exons. Bases 156 to 1580 code for a protein of 474 amino acids.
GGAAUUACGGAAAUGUACUUUCGGUUUAACAUUCGGAAGGCCGGUCUUCCUAUAUUACUGUUUGCCUAGUAUGGCGAAAAUUGAUGCUAGCUUCUUAAAGAACUUCGAAAUUACUCAGUGUAUAUGUACCGUCCAUAGACCGACGAACAGCAGCAAUGGAGAUGUCUUUACGUGAGGAAGCAUUAACAUCGGACGUGGACUCCGACAAAUGGCGACUUCAGAGGUUCCUCAUUCUAGGUUCAGAAAGUGGUGCUUACAAAUCUGAGAAGAAAGAAUUCGUCAAAAAGGACGUUAAAUGUUUACAAAGGUUGAUUUCCCUCGGUCAUGGUCCGGAAGUUGUUGCGACCAUACGGAAGACUAAUUCUGCGGGAAGAUGUUGUCAUCGUCUACCCGUGAUGUACGCACUAGCGAUGUGUGCUCGAUCAGCAGACCCUGACACAAAGAAAGCUGCUUAUGCUGCACUCCAGGAGGUAUGUCCCGAGCCCACGGACUUACUUACCUUCGUUAUGUUCAGUGAAAUGGUGAGUGGGGGAACCGGAUGGGGUCGGGCACAACGCCGGGCUAUUUCGGACUGGUACAACAACUUAGAGGACAGGCCAAAGGAAUUAGCAAAGGGUGUUACGAAAACACCAGUUAACAACCAGUGGACCCACAGAGAUGUAAUGAGGUUGUCGCAUAUCAAAACGGAUUCUUCAUUCAUCAUGCUAGUUAUACGAUAUGUCACAAAAGGUCUUAUCGCAGCAAAGAACUUACCAUCACCAGUUGUCCCUACUGAAUCCGAACUAUGGCGGGACAUCAUAAUGUAUUUCGAAAUAGUUGAGGAAACGAAACAAUUUACUGGAAGCAUGGAUAUCGAAGGAAAGCCUGAAAUCAUCGAUAAACAUCGGCUAGAACCCUGUCAUUUGUCUACAGCUCUUCUCCGUUCGACACCUGUAUGGAAUGUUUUACUGAAGCACAUUCCUCUUGAUCAGGUCAUUCAGAAUAUUUCGAAGAUAGAGAACGUUUCUGACAAGAAAACAGUUUUAGACCGUUUGGAAGACAAGGAAGAGCUUCAAAAGGCAAACGUGAACCCAUUCGCAGUCGUGGUUGCUAUGAAAGAAACAGAAGAUGAAGAUGUGAAGAAAACUUUAGGACGAUCAUUUGACCUUUGCGUCCGAAACCUAAAACCUACCAACAAGAAAUACUCUGUGGUCAUAUGGGUUGGUGACAAAAUAGAUUCUGAUCUGGAGGGAAAGAAGUCGGUGACUGCAAGGGAUGCCAUAUCUACGUUAGCGGUUUCUAUUGCAAAAGCAUCACAUCACGACUCCGAAAUCGUAACGUACUUGUCUGAGGAAAAGAUGAAACUGGUUAUCCCUGACACAAGCACUCUCGAAUACAUGUCCAAACAGACACGCUUCAGUGACAUGAAUACGAAAUACACCCAGCUUGUGUAUCACGUAGAAAAAUCCGUGAAGUCAUUCGAUGCCGUAGUAAUAGUGAUGUAUACCCAAGAUGAGGAUUUCAAACGAAGAUUAUCCAAGCUAUAUUCACGACACCGACACAGUCAGGCUGGUAAUUAUUGUCAACAUGGUCUCCAGUGACGUCGCAGUGGUAGAUCCAAGAAACCCGUACAUGCUGGACGUGUUGGGGUUCAGCGUCAAUACCACUGAAGGCAUCAUGCGGUUUGUCGAAGGAUGUUAAGAGGAAAAUUAUAUUUCUUUAAAUCAUCGGCUAUGAAUUUGAUAACGGAGAACUAUUCCAUACUCUUAUUAUCAUUAUGUAGAUUUUCCAUAUAUUUACAACGCCGAUAAUGUAUUAAAUACAGAAGACUAUUACACAUUAUUAUUACGUAUCUUUAAUGUUUUUCAAUAAUUCAUUAAAGGACAUAUUCACUUUUCCUUUAUCAUUAUGCAGUUUAUCUACAUAUUUUUACAUCGUCGAUAAUUCAUUGAACAUAGAAGGAACUGCAUGUACUUCACAUGAUCACAUCAUGUUUUAAAUAUUUUGUUACUUAAAAGGAUAUACGUAAAUGUAGUUUUGGGUAUUCACUAUCGAUAAUAUAUACGAUGGUAUCCAAGAGACAUUAAUACAUACGAAUAGAGAAUGUCUAUAUCCAUACAUAUGACAGCUGUCAAUGUUUAUUUUACGAAGCAUAUUGCUUAAUUUGAAAAAGUACCCAUAGACAAGGGACUUUAUUUGUGUAAUGCUUUAUGUGAAUAAUUUUCAUCAAUAAAAGUGUGUUAACAUUUUUAAA